UUUUCAUUGAAGUACAUAUAGUAGCAUUUGAGACACAAUCGAUGCAGUUGUGUUUCAAGUGAUACUUAUAUUGUACUUUGACAGACUUUUUAUGUUUUUGUACAGAAGUACUUCAUGGAUAAGUACUGUGUAAAAAUAUGCAGAAAGUAAUAUUUUACAGCAUAUUUUGAUGCUUGUCAUUUGCAUUUGGAGUAGAAUUCAACUGCAGCAGGGCUGCACCAAAUGCAGAAAACACUGUUCAGCAAAUCUGCUGCCUUUUUUUUCUCUGCUGCUGUGCAUAAUUGAGAUACCAUCCUAUAGAAAUGCCUUUUAGGAAAUGUCUUCACCCUGUCCUGUAUUAUUCUCAUACAAAGCUGUCACUUUGAAGGAAAAUAUUUAAUUGUUACUGUAAAGAAGUGUAUACAGGCUGGUCUUAUGCAUUGCUGCAGUGCCCAGGAAAGUAAAAUGGACUAUAAGCGGCGCUUUUUGCUCGGCGGGUCCAAGCAGAAAGUGCAGCAACACCAGCAGUACCAAAUGCCUGAGCUAAGCCGGACCUUUAGCGCACCUUUGGCUUCUGCUACAUCAUCUUUGUCCUCCUCAACUGCUACAGGUGUUUGCACUCAGCAAGCCCCCAAUGCCACUCCAGUUGCAGACAUCCAGCAGGGGAUUUCCAAAUAUCUGGAUGCACUAAAUGUAUUUUGCAGAGCUAGCACUUUUCUCACAGACCUCUUCAGCAACGUUUUUAGAAACUCUCACUACUCUAAAGUGGCUAUGCAACUGAAAGACGUGCAGGAACAUGUCAUGGAAGCAGCAAGUCGUCUCACAGCAGCAAUAAAACCAGAAAUCGCAAAAAUGUUGAUGGAAUUAAGUGUUGGUGCAGCAAAUUUUAAAGAUCAAAAUGAAUUCAGUCUUCAGGACAUAGAGGUGCUCGGCCGAUGCUUUUUAACUGUGAUGCAGGUUCACUUCCAGUUCUUGUCACAGGCUUUACAGAAAGUGCAGCCUGUGGCACAGUCUUGUUUUGCUGAGACACUGGCACAAGAAAGGAGGCACACAGCUGGAUCUGAAAUCCCAAACUCAAACCCUGCAACAGAAAGUGAUGAAGCUGUAAGGUCAUGGAAAGGUGCUGCAGAGGCUACAUCUCGUUUGAGAGACAGAGGUCAUGAUGCUUGCCUUGCUGGUAUUGAGGUACAGCAGUUCUUUUGUUCACGUAGUACAUCUAUCCCUGAGCAUCACCUGAAAGAAUUCAAUAUUAAAAUUGAUAAUGCGCUGCAGGCUUACAAGCUGGCUUUGGAUAGUUUGGGCCACUGUGAAUAUGCACUGAAGGCUGGCUUCCAUCUGAAUCCCAAAGCAAUUGAAAUGUGUUUGCAUGGUUGCUGUAGUGAUGCAGAGGCUCAGCAAGCAGGAAGGCGACAGACUCCGUCUCAGCCAAUCCAGUGUGAGCUGCCCACUGUACCUGUUCAAAUUGGUUCCCAUUUCCUGAAGGGAAUAUCUUUUAAUGAGUCUGCCACAGAAAACCUGAAGUUUAAAAUGCAAACAAUGUUGCAGCUGAUUAAAGAAGCAGCAGGUCAGAAUGGAAUCACUCCAAGAGAUGACACGCCAGUAACUGAAGUCAUGAACCAGGUGUGCCCUUCCACUUGGCGAGGGGCCUGUAAAACUGCUGUGCAGUUACUGUUUGGUCAGGCUGGACUGGUUGUUGUCGACACAGCUCAAGUUGAGAACAAAGAAGCCUAUGCCCCACAGAUAAGUCUGGAAGGCUCUAAAAUUGUGGUUCAAGUGCCUUCAACAUGGUGUGUGAAAGAGGACCCUGCUACAAUGUCUUUACUGCAGAGAAGCCUUGAUCCAGAAAAGAACUUGGGACUGGUGGAUGUACUUUAUACUGCUGUGUUUGAUUUAAGCAAGUGGAAAGAAGGAAGAGAGCAAGCCUUACCAUCCAUUCAAAUCCAGUUGCAGCGGGAAAGUUCUGACUUUGGAGGUCAGGUAGAUUUACCAUCAGGUAAUGGAAGCAAAUCCUCAGGACUGCAAAAGACUUUUUCAAAGCUGACUUCUCGGUUUACUAAGAAGGUUUCCUGCCACAACUAUUCUGUUCCAAACACACCUUCAAAAAAUGGCAGUGUUGGCAGCAGCUUAGAGGAGAAGGCAAAAAUGUCCAGCAGUACAGAUAUAAGACUGCAGAGCAUUCUAAACAUUGGCAGUUUUCCCAGGACCAUGGAUGCUCAGUCCACCCACUGUACACCUAGUCAAACAGCCAAUGGGCUUUCUGUUGAUAGACGUGAAAACCUCUUUAAAGGGUGUGAUAAAGAUGAAAAGGGUAUGAAUUUGCCAAGUGAUAGAGAAAUGCAAGAUGUUAUCGACUUUCUUUCAGGAUUCAAUAUGAGCAAAUCCCAGCAAACAUCUCCACUGCCAAAAAGAAGGAAUUCUACUGCCUCUGCAUCUGCAGCAGAACAAAAAACGGUAGCAGUGCAGCAGCCACAAUCUUCAUCACAUUCUACUUUACAACUUCCACAACAGACUUUAUCUCAACAGUCACAGAAGCAACAGCAACUGCAGUUUUAUCAGCAUCUUUUGCAGCCUAUUGGACAGCAGCAGCGAGCUCCUGCCAAGUGGCCAAGUAGUUCACAGCAGCAGUCUCAAACUGUUGGUUCUGGGUUACCAUCUGUUGGUCAAAUUGGUCAGUGGAAUAACGCAGGUCUGCCUGAUCUCAGCUCAGAUUUUUACAGUUUAGGACUUGUGAGCAACUAUAUGGACAAUGUCAUGUCUGAGAUGUUAGGUCAGAAAGCACAGGGUCCCAGGAAUAAUACAUGGCCAAAUCGUGACCAGAGUGAGGGGGUCUUCGGGAUGCUGGGAGACAUACUUCCUUUUGAUCCUGCAGUUGGCUCAGAUCCAGAAUUUGCCCGGUAUGUGGCUGGGGUUAGCCAGGCUAUGCAACAAAAACGACAUGCACAACACGUUCGUCGUCCAAGCAGCACACGUUGCAACUGGCCUAAUCCUGAUGACCCUCACAGAACAUGGCCUCUUCCAGAAUAUUUCACAGAGGGCGAUGUGAUGAACAGUAGCUGGUCGGGAACCCAGUGUGACUCAGCCAGUUCCAGCGAUGAGACAUCUUCAGCAAAUGGGGACAGUUUAUUCUCCAUGUUCUCAGGGCCAGAUCUCGUUGCUGCUGUUAAACAGAGACGAAAGCACAGUAGCGGUGAGCAAGAAGCAAGCACUUUGCCAUCACCUCCUCUCUUGUCCUCUGUAGAUGAUCUUAAUCAGGAAACUAAAACCAAAACAUGGCCUCCUAAAGCUCCUUGGCAACACUCCUCCACCCUCACAAACACAUUACCCAGUCAGAGUUCUUUAUAUCAGCUGACUAAUCCAGUCAGCCAGUGGAGUGAUACAUUGCAAAUUCUGCAGUCACCAGUAUGGUCUACAAACAGUGACUGUGCUCCUUCUGCAGGGAUUUCUUCUGGUUUCAGCUAUUCGCAGCAACAGCAAGCCUGCCAGCAACAGCAAGUCUCCCAGCACAAGCCAGUGAAUAAGGGCUUUAAAUCAUUUCCUUUAAAGCAUGAGCGACGGCCAUCUUAUUUACACCAGUACUGAUCUUUUUCUUAAAAAUGGACAACCUGCAGAGAAAAUGUUUUCAUAAAGUGGUGUGCAUUUUUUGUUUUGAAUAUGAAGUGUAAUGUUCCAACUUAGUCAUUGCAUAAAAUAAGAAUGCAUUCUACCCAUAUGCCCUGCAUCAGUCAUGAAAGUGGCUUGAGAUGAAAGCAUUUGUGUGUGCUUUGUGGUAUUGAACAAGCAUACUUGUGUUAGUGUAUGCAGAGGGGCAGCCUAUAGUCUAAUUACCUAAUUGGUAAAGAAAAAAAUAUUACUCCUUUUUUUUAAAAAGAAAAUCUGCAAUUUUUGCUUUGUUUCUUAAUCACAAAGUCUCCUGGCAUACUUUUAAGACAAAUGGAUGCAGUAUUUUUAUAUCUGGCUUAUUUGGACUUUAAAAAAAUUCACUGACUUGAAGUGUAAUGUGCAACAAUAUUUCUUUAAAAUUAUUUGAACUCUGCUGGAGCACUUAAAAGUCUAAACUGCAUAGCUCAGAUGCACAGCUUGUGUACGGAUGCUUUACUGUAAAUAAUGUAGCUGGCUGAAAGUACACAGCCUCCAUUAAUAUUCUUAACCUUGGUCAUCCAAGGAAAUGGCCAUUUUGUAGCUUUAUUUGGAUUAAGUUUCUGUUUUCUCAGAAAAAAGUAUUUAAGACCACUACAUUGCAGACGCCAGAUGCUAAACUGCUAACUUUGUGUAAGUGACUUACUCCAGUGUUAAGACCCAUCUGCAGAGCAGCCUUACAUUUAAGUAAAUCACUUACACUAAGAUGAAGACUUUUAGAAUCUGACUCUUUAUUGAUAACACAGUCUAUAUUCUGAUCUUCAAAACUGUAAAAUUUAACUUUCAAACUACAUGAGUAUAGUUACCGAAAAUGAAAAAAGAAGGUCUUGUUAGUUGAAGUUAAAAAAAAAAUAAAAAUAAAAAAAGAAACAUUUUAUGAGCAGGCUCAAAUGUAAAUUUAAUAAACAGUAUAGAUAUGAAAAUGACACUAUUAAGUAUCUGACCUUUUGUGUAAUAUAGUUUGUGCCAUGUGAAAACAUAACCUGUGGAAUAUAGAAUAUUCUUCCAACCAAAGUGGGGUUGGGAAACUGAAUGGUGCUUUUGAAAACCAUGAAACAGAUGGUGAAAAAUCUGUUGAUGUCCCACUGUAUACUAAAAUUUAGGUUAGGUAGAUUCUUUAUAUAGUUAAGCUAUUUAAAAUUUUCAUAUUUCAUCCUUGAAAAAAAUUCUAACAAUUGGUUGCUUAAAAAUAAUAUUUUCUGGUAUGUAAGUAUUGACAGUAUUAAUCUUAUUUUUGUAUUUUUCUUAAAUCAUUAUACCAUUAUAAUAUAUGUUAAAUAUUAGUAAUGUUGAUAAUUAGAUGCAUUUUGACUAGUAUAAAAGUUUUUCAACCAAGAUAGCAGAAGCACAUUUAUGUUCCAUUUUUCUACAGAGUUUAAGUACAACUAUAUCUGAAAGUUACCAAAAAGAUAUAUAAACACUAAAAAAAAUAUAAACUUUGGGUGUUUUGACCCAUCCAUUUUUUCUCCUGUUUGUAUAGUGAAGGGCUGUCUUUCAGUCCAGAAUGUUACUUUUGUGCUGUUUGAGGAUGCCAAUGUUGCCUGUAUUUAUGAUAUAUUGACACCAUGUUUUCUGAAAAUUACUACUAUGUUUACAGAGAACUGUUUGCUGUAUAUAAAUCUUUUAUAGUAAUGUGCUUUGCACAAUCAUCUAGUAUUUGUUGCUUAACAAUGUCUGUGUAAAUUGUCAGAAAUGUUCUGUAUGUUCUGUCUUUCAGUUUUAAAGACCUGCAACUGUUGAUAUUUAUCUGGCUUGACAGUGAGUUUCAGUUUUCACUUCUUGUGACUGAUGUAACUUAAAGAUAUUUGGGAUUUAAAAGACCAGCUGCAUAAAUACACUGAAAAGAGAGAAAAGUUAUACCAGAUGUAAGAAAUGUAGUAACUUUUCAGUGGAGAAAAUACAUAGUGCCAACAAAAUGUGUUAUGCUGCAUUUUCUUUAUUUCAGUGAACAUGUAAAAUUAAACUUUCUGGGAAAAUUUUCAGGACCUCAUAAUUACUAUUCUUAGACAUACCCAUGGACUUGUAACUUAUUCCAGAGUGAGAAAGCUGUGAGCUUGACUUGUGUCCCUUGAUAUGUUCUCUAGUACCAUGUGUUUUAUUUGUCAGAUCUUUGUAAACGCUGAUGUAAUUAUUCAGUUUUUAGCAGCUGUACUGCACUUGGUGAAAUGUCUUGCCAUAAAAAUAUAAAGUCUUCUUUAGUUAUGCUGCCAAGUGCAAAGGGUUUGAUGUGGAGCUGACUUGUUCACUGCAUUUGCUUUUUAUGUGGAUAGUUUCAGAACUGGAAUUGUACAUUUUGUAUUUUAUUUUAAAGCUUCUGUGAGUAAACAGUUUGCUUUAUUAAAGUUUAAAUUCAAUAAUAGACCAGUUAAUAGCCUCCCAUGUAACAUUUGCUGACUCCACAAACUGACUUUUGUUGGCCUCAAUAAAAAUAAAUCAGAAUUAUAUACA
Molecule: messenger RNA, 6063 nt
Organism: Protopterus annectens (West African lungfish)
Lineage: Eukaryota; Metazoa; Chordata; Ceratodontiformes; Protopteridae
Gene: GARRE1
Product: granule associated Rac and RHOG effector 1
Exons: 13
Coding region: 415-3558 (1047 amino acids)
Biological process (GO): Rac protein signal transduction
Molecular function (GO): CCR4-NOT complex binding
Source: RefSeq, a predicted model, not a curated record